GCCUAACGUGGUCCGUUUCCACCCUCACAAAUGUCCCCUCUUAAACCCAAGCUAUGCCACUCGCUCCACGUUCCAUGACUUCCAUCAGAGAGGUGACUAAUAAAUGAGUUUGCAUUGCACUAUUGCAGCGCGCAACAGUCAACACACCCUCGCAAACUGCUAAGUACCGACCUUCCUCUCCUUUCUUUCAGUUGUCCGGAAGAGGAUUGAUUUAUAUAUAUUGAUUAAAGAGAGACGUCUGAUCAGUGUGUGUGUGUGUGUGUGCGCGAAUGGGAGGCGAGAGUUCGUCAAUCGGAGCGUUAGUGCCGACGGUGAAAUCGGAGCUUGGGAGCAAUAAUAAUGCAGCCGCAGGGGAGCGGGAGCAGGAGCAGCAGCAACCGGAGGCGAUGGCGGUUGAAGAGGAGUUGGCGAUGCCGGACAGGGAUAUGUUUUGUCCGAUAUGCAUGCAGCUGAUUAAGGACGCGUUUUUGACCUCCUGCGGACACAGCUUUUGUUACAUGUGUAUCGUCACGCAUUUGCAGAACAAGAGCGAUUGCCCGUGCUGUUCUCAUUUCCUCACUCCUAAUCAUCUCUACCCUAAUUUCCUCCUCAACAAGUUAUUGAUGAAAGCCUCUGCUUGCCAAAUAGCCAAGACUGCUACUCCAGCUGAACAACUUCAUAAGGCAUUACAACAGGGAUAUGAGGUGUCAGUAAAGGAGCUUGACAGUCUCUUGUCUCUUCUUGCUGAGAAGAAAAGAACGUUGGAGCAACAAGAAGCUGAAACAAAUAUGCAAAUUAUGCUUGAUUUCCUGCAUUGUCUGAGAAAUCAAAAACUUGGAGAGCUCAAUGAGUUACAAACUGACCUCCAGUACAUUAAGGAGGAUAUAAAUUCUGUAGAGAGACGUGGAAUAGAAUUAUACCGGUCCAGAGAUAGAUAUUUAACAAACGUAAGGAUGCUUGGUGAUGAUCCUCGUGCAAAAUUAUCAUGGCCCUCUUUGAUUGAAAAACGUGGUGGUGGUGUGCUACCUUGUUUUCCUGGUCCACAGAGCCAGUGCCACAUGGGUUCCAGUACUUCACAUAACUGGAAAGCUGAUGAGAAAACCCCUUCAGGCUCUCAGAUAAUCCAGAUAAAGGAUGCUAACAGUGACUUGGAUUCACAGCAGCUAACUCAAUCAGGACUUCUUGUAGCAAGAAAGAAGCGAGUCCAUGCACAGUUCAAUGACCUUCAAGACUGUUAUAUGCAAAGGCGACGGUCCUCGACAAGACAAUCCCAAAAAAAGGAUGAAAGAGACAGAAGAGAAGGUUACAGCACAGGGCUUGAAGAUUUUCAGACUGUGCUCUCAACCUUUACACGAUACAGUCGGUUGCGGGUUGUUGCAGAACUUAGGCAUGGAGAUCUUUUUCACUCUGCCAAUAUUGUUUCAAGUAUAGAAUUUGAUCGUGAUGAUGAACUCUUUGCUACAGCUGGAGUUUCACGGCGUAUCAAAGUGUUUGAAUUUUCAUCGGUGGUGAAUGAACCAGCAGAUGUCCCAUGUCCUAUUGCAGAAAUGUCCACUCGUUCCAAGCUCAGUUGUCUCAGCUGGAACAAGUACACAAAAAAUCACAUAGCCAGUAGUGAUUAUGAGGGUAUAGUGACUGUUUGGGAUGUGACCACCCAUCAGAGUGUGAUGGAGUAUGAGGAGCAUGAAAAACGAGCAUGGAGUGUUGAUUUUUCACGUACUGAACCCUCCAUGCUUGUAUCCGGGAGUGAUGACUGCAAGGUCAAAAUUUGGUGCACGAAUCAAGAAGCCAGUGUUCUUAACAUUGACAUGAAAGCUAACAUAUGUUCGGUCAAGUACAAUCCUGGAUCUAGCAUCCACAUAGUAGUGGGCUCAGCUGACCAUCACAUCCAUUAUUAUGACUUGAGAAAUACAAGUCAACCAGUGCAUAUUUUCAGUGGGCACAGGAAAGCUGUUUCAUAUGUCAAAUUUUUGUCCAACAGUGAACUAGCUUCUGCAUCUACUGACAGCACAUUACGCUUGUGGGAUGUUAAGGAAAAUAUCCCACUGCGGACUUUUAGAGGGCACACAAAUGAAAAGAAUUUUGUGGGUCUUACCGUGAACAGCGAAUACAUUGCUUGUGGUAGUGAAACAAAUGAAGUCUUUGUCUAUCAUAAGGCUAUUUCAAAACCAGCUGCUUGGCAUAAAUUUGGUUCAGAUGUACAGGAUGCGGAUGAAGAUGCAGGAUCUUACUUCAUUAGUGCCGUGUGUUGGAAAAGUGACAGCCCGACAAUGUUGACCGCAAAUAGUCAAGGGACUAUAAAAGUGCUUCUAUUGGCUGAAUAACUUCUAGAACGAUAGUGAUGAAAGAUGAGAAAUUUGUCUGCGUUAAGUUUCUUGCUAUAAGAGAAGACUACAUCGUAAAACUGGACUGAUUCUCGUAUUGCAAAAUUAAAAAAGGAUGUGACUCAGGACCUUUGGUUCUCUUUUUAAGCCUACUCUUUGGUUGUGAAUUCUAAAUUCGCUGGCUUAAGAAGA
Coffea eugenioides is the source of this 2495-nucleotide messenger RNA. Its product is annotated as E3 ubiquitin-protein ligase COP1-like. The coding region runs from base 270 to 2303 and encodes 677 amino acids. Gene Ontology annotation, biological process: proteasome-mediated ubiquitin-dependent protein catabolic process. NCBI's taxonomy places the organism in Eukaryota, Viridiplantae, Streptophyta, Magnoliopsida, Gentianales, Rubiaceae. Gene Ontology annotation, molecular function: ubiquitin protein ligase activity; protein binding. The record is from RefSeq and is a predicted model, not a curated record. The transcript has 13 exons.